AUGUCUACUGGAAAUCUGAAGUGGCUAGUGGCACCAAAAGACCACGAGGCUCUGUCGAAUGAAGUCUCCUUUGGCAUGCCGUGGCUAAAGGGCCUCUAUCAACCAGGCCAGGCCUUUGUCAUCGAGGGGAAAGUCCGUACAUACCCGUUGGACUCCCGCGAGAUUGCAUUUUGGCCUGAUGGUUCCCUGAAGUGGACUGCACACUCUGUCGCCGGGGACAUUAGCUACUGCGACACUUAUUCAGUCAAGGGUGUCCCCAGUCCAGAGAAAAGAGAAGGCCUUGUUGUCGACGAGAGCUCCACGAAUAUUUGUGUAUCAACAAAGCUGGGCCUAAAACUAAACUUCUCAUCUCCAGGGAGCUCCUUCUUAUUUGACAACUUGUCACUGAACGGCCACUGCGUCUGCUCAGGCGCAACAAUUGUCGCCUCCAUUGACAAGAAGGAGUACUCCACAAAUGUCACAGAUGUGAGAGUUGAAAAUGUCACCACCGACAGGAUUGUUGUCAAAAUUUCCGGGAGUGUUAUUUCUGGUGGUCAGAAACAUCUGCCUUUUGACGCAAGAGUCUACGUGCACUCCGACGCCUCAACGCUGAGAAUUUCCCACUCCUUCAUUCAUGAUCUGGAAUGCGAAGAACCGUUAACGUCAUUGGGCAUUCGAUUCUCAGUUCCGUUGCAAGACGCCGAGCUCUACAAUAGACACAUUCGUCUAGGAGGCUCAGACGGAGGCAUCCUGAAGGAAGAGGUUCAAGGCCUUUCGGGCCUACGAUUUGGACCAACUGUUCAAAACAGACUUGACCAAACAGCAGGCAGGCCAGUGGGGCUAGAUGAACACGAAUGGGAGAAAACUGACCUUUCAAGAGGUCUGGCAACUAUUCCUUCCUGGAGCAACUAUUCCAUUUCUCAAUUGUCAUCCGAUGGGUACACCAUCAAGAAGCGAACCAAAAGUGGCUGCUCCUGGGUAAAGGUCACUGGAGGUAGCAGAGCCGAUGGAACCGCUUACAUUGGCUCAGCCAGGGAUGGCGGCUUGGCGAUUGGCAUGCCCGACUUUUGGGAACGCUACCCUACCCAGAUAGACUUGUCCGACUUGACGAAGGCUGAAGGGGCCAUUACCAUGUGGUUUUAUUCUCCUCUUGCUGAACCUCUCGACACAUCACCCUACCACGAUGGACUCGGAUUGGACUCCUACAGCAAACAACUGGAAGCACUUGAUGUGACUUAUGAGGACUACGAACCUGGGUUUGCCACUGCGAAUGGUAUUGCCAGAUCCAACGAGCUGUUCGUCAGGCCUUUUAUGGCUACACCAUCCAACCAAGAAUUGAGUCACUUCUCAUUCUUGGUUAGAGACCCCCCUCGAUUGGUUGCUACACCAGAGUAUAUGCACUCGACCGGAGUUUUUCAUGGGUGCUGGGCUCCGGACUUUCGAAACAUUGGCUACUCUCCAACGGAGAAGGAGUUGGCUAUCGAGAAAAAUCUCGACUUGCUAUUCAACUACUACCGUGGGCAAGUCGACCAGCACCGAUGGUAUGGAUUCUGGGAUUAUGGGGAUGUCCAACAUUCGUACGACCCGUAUCGACAUGCCUGGAGAUAUGACGUCGGCGGCUAUGCUUGGGAUAACUCGGAGCUGUCGACCGAUCUUUGGCUCUGGCUCUACUUUCUCCAUACCGGCAGAGCAGACGUGUUCAAAAUGGCCGCAGCCAUGACGAAGCAUACAUCCGAGGUCGACGUUUACCACUCGGGGAGGUUCAAAGGUUUUGGAACCCGCCACGGAGUUCAGCAUUUCAGUGAUAGCUCAAAGCAGCUUCGAAUAUCCAAUGUUCUCUACAGGCGCAUCUACUACUAUCUCACGGGUGACGAGCGCACCGGAGAUUUGAUUUCAGAGCUUCAGCAAUGUCAGAAUGCUCUUUUGGGACUUGACUCGCAUCGCAAGGUGCAGCUCCAUGCAGACAUUCCUGAAGGAUUUGCCAUGGCAAAUAUUGGCCUUGACUGUGGGCCUAUGGCCGCUUCUUGGCUUACUGCUUGGGAAAGGCGAACGAAAGGAUGGGAACGCUCUAGAGAUCUUCUAUUGAAGAUGUUGGAUGGCCUUUCCGGGCUGUCACAUGGCAUAGGGAACAAUGCUGUAUUGCUGAAUCCGAUGACAGCCGAAGUUCGCGAAUGCCCUCCUCCGACUCCAGAGUACGCCAUCUCACACUUGUCUAUGCUGUUUGGGUUCCCGCAAAUUUUCACCGAGUUACUGGACUACACCAGUGACAAGUACCCCGCAGUAGUGGAAAGCUUCCUGAAGAUAUGGCUGCCCUAUUGCAGAGCAUACAAUGGAGGCCCGGAGAUCCAGCUCAAGGAAUUUGGCUUCAAGUUCCCAGAUGGGCCUGGGAUGUGGAAACAGAGUCACUCAACCCUGACAGCCAUAGCAGCAGUGGAACUAAAAAGCAACCAACUAGGAAAGGCUGCAUGGGAUCAAUUCUUCCAAACUGAUGGAUACGAUGAGACUCAUGAGUGGCGUGUCAUGAAAGCUUCUCCUCCUGAGCACUUGACGAGUGGAGAAGAAGCACCCUGGAUUCUUACGAAUGAGACUGCUCAGUAUGGCGUUACUGCAAUCUUCAACUUGGCAAACAUUCGAGAAUACCUGGAUUAG
Ilyonectria robusta is the source of this 2628-nucleotide messenger RNA. RefSeq lists its product as uncharacterized. NCBI's taxonomy places the organism in Eukaryota, Fungi, Ascomycota, Sordariomycetes, Hypocreales, Nectriaceae. The transcript has a single exon. The record is from RefSeq and is a predicted model, not a curated record. Bases 1 to 2628 code for a protein of 875 amino acids.